AAUUGCAUCAUGGGAUUUUGUAAAUAAACUCACUUUCAGUUUUGAUAUCAGGAAGUUGGAGUGAAGAAUAAAACAUUGAUGUUGCUAUUUUAUCCUAUAUUGUGAACUGGACAUAUAAACCAUUGCUUGCGACAUAAAGAGACCAUGGAUGGUACAGAUGGUGAUGAAAUAUCAGAUCUUGCAGCCAGUCUACACAUGUUCUCAGAUGGCCUAGCAGUGGAAUCCACUACAUGUCUACCAGGGGAGUCCAGAGGAGAUUCUGUGCUGGUUUUGCAUGGUGUGAUGGUGACUACAGAGAACAUGGGUGUGGAUGAGGAGGAGAGCAUGUUGAAAUACUCCACCACCCUCACGAAUAGGCAGCGUGGGAAUGAGGUCACAGUCAGACCAGCUACUUUAGACAUUCUGUCCAUCCACCAGCUAGCUGCCCAGGGGGAGGUCUUACAGGUGGCAACACACCUGAGCAAAGACAGUUCAUUACUAAACUGCCAGGAUGAACGGGGCUUCACUCCUCUCAUGUGGGCAGCAGCGUUUGGAGAGAAAGCCAUGGUGGAUUUCCUCCUGGAAAAUGGGGCAGAUCCUAGUACUAUAGCAUGGGAACGGGAGAGUGCCUUGACCCUGGCAAGCUCGGGAGGCUAUGCAGUCAUAGUGAAACGUCUUCUUGAACAUGGAGUAGAUAUCAACGCUUAUGACUGGAAUGGUGGUACUCCUCUCCUUUACGCUGUUAGAGGGAACCAUGUAAGGUGUGCCGAGGCCCUCUUAGAUAAAGGGGCAGACAUGAACAUUGAGGCAGAUUCUGGGUAUAGUCCAAUGGCCUUAGCUGUUGCCCUCGGACACAAACAAGUCCAAAAGGUGUUAGAGGACCAUAUUCUGAAACUCCUGAAGAAAAAAGCAUGACACCAGCUAAGAGCUCCAGGAUGUGGUUAGAGAGGACGUUGUCAUGCACAGUGCUGACCAGAGGAUCACCUGCUGGCAUCCGUGGUGAGGUGGUUGACCAAAAGACUACAUUUACAUUUGAGUCAUUUAGCAGACGCUC
Molecule: messenger RNA, 1033 nt
Organism: Coregonus clupeaformis (lake whitefish)
Lineage: Eukaryota; Metazoa; Chordata; Actinopteri; Salmoniformes; Salmonidae
Gene: rfxank
Product: regulatory factor X-associated ankyrin-containing protein
Exons: 9
Coding region: 145-894 (249 amino acids)
Biological process (GO): regulation of transcription by RNA polymerase II
Cellular component (GO): nucleus
Molecular function (GO): protein binding
Source: RefSeq, a predicted model, not a curated record